AUUCAUACAGUGAAAUAUUAUAAAGCAAUGAGAAUGAACACAUUAUUGGUACACGAAACAAUAUGGAUGAGUUUUACAGACAUAAUGUUGAGCAAAGAAAAACUCAGAGACAGCAGCUGCCAAGUGGAACUGCUGCCUGGUCUCUUCCUCUCAAAGGAACUGGCUUCAUUUUCCUACCUGGCUUUUCUCCUUCCAGAAGCUCAGAGAGAAGCCAAAUGGCCCACAUUCAUCCUAAAUCAGACUGUGGCUACCUUGCAGUGUCUUGGUUCUAGGAGCAAAGUGUAAGUCAACCUUGUAUAUUUGGAAAAAAGGCGAAAGGUCAAGCACACUCUGAAGAACCUGAGAGUCAUGCUGUUCCCCGCAAAACAGCACUGCCCCCCACCAAGCUGUCACCUAACCCUCACAUCCAAGGUUCAGAUUGGAUCCCUUGUGACAGGCAAAGCUUUUUUACCAGGGAUCUCCCAGUGUAAGGUCUACCCAGUGAUGGGGGCUUCAUCAGAGACUUUUCCCACCACUACCACCUUCGUAACUCCUGGGAAAAAAGGAGAGAAAACUACAAGGAUUGAUGAUUUUUCUAGUCCUCUGAAACAAGACACAGAUGAGGACCUAGAGAAGAGGCAGAAAUGGAGCAUCAUGGUCAAAUUUCUGAUUGCAGUCACCUUGUUGUUCAGGGGAAUUGCCUUUAUAGUGUUCAUCAUUUUUGAAGUCCCAUGCCCUAGUCAAUGCCUAGGAGCCAGAGAGCUAUGCCAAUGCCAGAGGUUGUGGAGAAGGCAAAGAAAGGAAGGCCAGCAACCUGGUGUAGCUGAAUCCCAGACUGACUCUCAGCCCAAAAAGGAAAGUCUUCUCUGUAUGGCUAUUGUUGGACAAGAUGCUCCCAAAUCAUCAAGCCCCAAGAAAGCUGCAGAGAUCACUGUGGUCCAUGAGACAUACUUCUGAAAAGUUCUGCUCUGCCUCACACACUGAAUGAAAGAUACUACACUGUCUUCUCCCUACUAUUAAUCAGUAUGGGCAGAUUCUUGCUAAUCUUACCCUCGUAUCUUCAGCAGGGACAUUACGAUCAGACAGUAAUGCCAGGCCAAUGAGGGGGAAGCCUGGGCUCCAGAGUUACUCUCAUGCCUUUGCUACUGACUUAGCCACAAGCCUCUGAAAUUCACUUGGUAAUCCCACAAAAAAUGGAUUUUUUUUUCACCCCAUCAAAUGAAAACAAAAAGUCUUC
This is a messenger RNA of Delphinapterus leucas (beluga whale), 1216 nucleotides long. NCBI's taxonomy places the organism in Eukaryota, Metazoa, Chordata, Mammalia, Artiodactyla, Monodontidae. The record is from RefSeq and is a predicted model, not a curated record.